GUCUCAUCACCAACUUCCUGUUUCAUUUAAUUUGGCUUUUGCAUCUCACAGGCAUUUUUUUUCAAACUCCUCAUAAAUACAGGGCAGUUGGGGGUUAAAAAGACGGAAAACAGAGCAGAGACAGAGAAGAAGCCAACCCAUCAAUCUUUCUUCUUACCAUUACUAUUUCUACUCUUCCAGCUGCUUUGUAUUCUGCCCUCAUCUCAGAACUCACACAUACUAACUAUGGAUUGGCCGCACAACAAGCAGCUGGGUUUUUCAGUUGCUCUCCUUCUCUUCCUGAUUUCAGCAGCCAUUGAUGGAGCUGGAGCAGAUGCAACAGUCAUGGGCACCGUCUUCUGCGACCAAUGCAAAGAUGGUCAAAUCUCUUUAUUCGACUACCCCAUGAGCGGCGUGAAGGUCAGAAUGGCGUGCGCGGACGGGAACGGAGAAACGGCGACGUCGAGGGAAGAGACUACGAACUACUUCGGAGGUUACACCAUGAGAUUCGACGGAACCCCGGAUUUCAGCAACUGCUAUGCCCAAUUGCUCGAAGGCGGCGGCGGCGGUACAAAUUCAACUUGCGUAGCGGCAGCUGGGCCGCCGAAGAAACUCCGGCUGAUGUUCAGCAUGUUCGGGAUGGAGAUGUACAAUGUCGAUUCGUUGCUCUCUCAGCCUGCUCAGCCCAUGUCGUUCUGCCCCAAUUCCCCUCCUUCAGCCACUCCUGCACAACCUGCCAGACCACCGCCGUCGCCGCCGGUGCCAUCUUCGCCGCCUCCUGCUUUAAGGCUUCCCCCAGUGCCUCCUCUGCCACCGAUGCCGUUCGUCGAAGCUUCAGCUUGUUCUCACCAGACAUGGAUGGCGCCGGAGUACAAGUGCUACUGGAGAAUAGUGAGCCCAGACACAAAAGUGGCCGUGGCCUUUGGGCUUCUGGCGGCCCAGAAGUACGGGAACGACUUGACGCUGGGCCAGGCCCUGCUUGGGAGAGGCGAUCCAUACAGGACGCUGCUGCGGGAAGCCACGACGUCGCUGCUCAACUCGUACAACAGCCUCCAGUUCCGAUACGACGCCGUGAAUGUCGUGACUCGGACGAACUUCGCGCUGAUGGGCUCGGAGAGGGCCGUGCUGCUCACGGCGCUGAGGUUCAUUAGGGCCAACUCUGGAGCCGGUGGAGCUGCCUGCAGGAUGUCUCCUUGCAAGUGAACUCGAAUCGUCUUGAUAUCGAUAUAUAUGUAUUACUACGUAAUUCAAUACGAGAUUAUUUGUAUUUCCCUUCUGGAUUUUCUUCAUUGGGUUAGAGGAAUAGUGGAGAAAUAGCUGGACGACUAUGUAGUAAGUACCAUUGUGAAGUUGAGCUACUAUUUGUAUUGUUAUUGCAUUGAAAUUAUGGGAGCUAUAUUAUGCUAUGUUGUUGUUUUUAUGUGAGUGAGUGCUCAAACAAGCCAAACAAGGCUUUAGGGCCUCUGUAAUAGUCCAAAUCCAUGAAACGCCGGCCCAUUUGUACGAAGCCUAGAUCUGCAGCCGACCGUUACAAGAAACAACACCCAGCGGGCCCAAUGAGAAGUGGUGUUGGGACCAUACAAGAAAAUGGCUAAAAUUUUGGUGACCAAUUGGGCAUUUAAGCCAAGAGGUCCUUCCAUUAUCUCCAAAAUUUUCAAAUACAAAAUUAAACACAAAAAAGUACUAAUUAAGUAUAGACUUUCUUUUUGGUAGAGUCUCCAUAGUACUAUAGAUGAACUUUUGCUUAACGCCUCAACCUAAAUGAUUAUAGCCUUCUCCCUUUGGUCUUUACAACUGCGCCUAAAUUGCUUUUAAUGAUUUUUUUUCAUCAAUAAGUUGAUUCUAAUGGCCCAAACAAACUUGAAAUAUAUGGACGAAAAAUGCCAAUUGCCAAUCUUAUAUGGUAUUAUGUAAUAAAACUUCUAACUUUCA
Messenger RNA from Linum trigynum, 1911 nucleotides. NCBI's taxonomy places the organism in Eukaryota, Viridiplantae, Streptophyta, Magnoliopsida, Malpighiales, Linaceae. The record is from the annotation of a GenBank genome assembly.